AUGCCAGUAUCCUGCCUUGACCAAGUUGGCAUCGGAUCCGCCGACCACGGUACAUACGUCGAGCUCGCGAACCUCCCCUCUAUUGGGACUCAAGAGUCUCAGCGCCACAAAGGGGUCUCGGCCUUUGACAUCGCCCCCGGGGGAGAGACCAUGACGGUCAAUAUCCUGGGUGUGACCUAUCUGGUGACUGCAGCUACCUACAAUGCCAAAGAUGUGGACUCGGGAGGUGCCGUGUAUCCGACUUGGAAUUUUUUAUGUACUAUGUAUCUCUAUGGAUAA
Molecule: messenger RNA, 279 nt
Organism: Penicillium riverlandense
Lineage: Eukaryota; Fungi; Ascomycota; Eurotiomycetes; Eurotiales; Aspergillaceae
Exons: 1
Coding region: 1-279 (92 amino acids)
Source: RefSeq, a predicted model, not a curated record